Messenger RNA from Myxocyprinus asiaticus (Chinese sucker), 3316 nucleotides. RefSeq names its product death-associated protein kinase 3 (gene dapk3). Gene Ontology annotation, biological process: positive regulation of apoptotic process; protein phosphorylation; intracellular signal transduction. Gene Ontology annotation, molecular function: protein serine/threonine kinase activity; ATP binding. Gene Ontology annotation, cellular component: nucleus; cytoplasm. NCBI's taxonomy places the organism in Eukaryota, Metazoa, Chordata, Actinopteri, Cypriniformes, Catostomidae. The transcript is spliced from 9 exons. The record is from RefSeq and is a predicted model, not a curated record. Bases 317 to 1678 code for a protein of 453 amino acids.
CUUUGCUCUCAAAUGAAAGUUUUAUUGUACAUUUCUGGACUCAUUGAGGCUUGGAAUAUGUUCUAAUGGCUUUUGAGCUGCGAUGUUCAGCGCACAAUGUGUAGACCACAGCGCUGAGUAUAUUCGGCGAUAAGAAAGAAAAUAAAACAGGGUGAAAAUUUGGCAACCCUUGUUUAUGACCGUAGGAAAUGACGUAAGUAGGAAUGGAAUGUCCACAUUCUACACAUGGAGGUUCUCAGGCCCAUGUCAGUCCAACUUCCUGUAAGGUCAAGAGUAAAUACUGAUGCAUACUGAUUGCUUUUGAAGUCAGCAAAUCAUGGCUGGCUUCAGACAGGAGGAUGUAGAGCUUUACUAUGAGAUGGGAGAGGAGCUAGGAAGUGGACAAUUUGCCAUUGUGCGUAAAUGUAAAGAAAAGAGUACGGGAACAGAAUAUGCUGCCAAGUUUAUCAAGAAAAGGCGGCUGUCAUCCAGCCGAAGGGGCGUGAGCCGAGAAGAAAUUGAGCGAGAGGUGAACAUCCUUCGAGAGAUCCAGCACAGCAACAUCAUCACCCUCCAUGACAUCUUUGAGAACAAAACCGAUGUGAUCCUCAUCCUGGAGCUGGUGUCUGGAGGAGAGCUGUUUGACUUCCUGGCUGAGAAGGAGUCGUUGACUGAGGAGGAGGCCACACAGUUUCUCAAGCAGAUCCUGGAUGGAGUGCACUACCUCCACUCUAAACGCAUAGCACACUUUGACUUGAAGCCUGAGAACAUAAUGCUGCUGGAUAAGAAUGUUCCUAAUCCCAGAAUCAAGUUGAUAGAUUUUGGAAUUGCACAUCAAAUUAAGGAUGGACAUGAAUUUAAAAAUAUCUUUGGAACUCCUGAAUUUGUUGCCCCGGAAAUUGUAAAUUAUGAGCCCCUCGGCCUGGAGGCAGACAUGUGGAGCAUUGGCGUUAUCACAUAUAUACUUUUGAGUGGUGCUUCUCCAUUUCUUGGUGAAACCAAACAAGAAACACUGACCAACAUUUCAGCUGUUAACUAUGACUUUGAUGAAGAGUACUUCAGCAACACAAGUGAGCUUGCCAAGGACUUCAUUCGCCGAUUGUUGGUCAAGGAUCCCAAGAAGAGAAUGACAAUUGACGACAGUCUCCAACACCCCUGGAUCAAGGUGAUUAAGAGGCGAAAUGUGCGGCCAGAGGAGAGUGAGCGCAAGCCGGAGCGUAGGCGUCUGAAGACCACCCGUCUGAAGGAGUAUACCAUCAAAUCCCACUCCAGCAUGCCUCCCAACAACACCUACAUCAACUUCGAGCGCUUCUCCCAGGUGAUGGAGGAAAUAGGCGUGGCCGAGGAUGGCCUGCGAGAGCUGGAGAAGAACCAGCGCUCGUGCAGAGAAGAUGUGGCUGCUUUGCUCUCCAUCUAUGAGGAGAAGGAAGGCUGGUACAAAGAGGAGAACGAGAGCAUCGCCUCCGAUCUGAAUCGGAUCAAACAGGAGCUGCAGAGAGCGCAAGCCCUCCGCAGACAGAGCCAAGAGGAGGCACGGGCCACCAUGCUGUCAGCCAAUGCCCUCAAACGCAAGUUUUGUCGGCUGGAGAAGCGCUAUGAAGUGCUGGCUGAGCAGAUGGUCUCUGAGGUGCGCUGGGUGGAAGAGCUGGUGCGAUCGAUUUCUGCUGAAAACGACGUUCGUACCACCGGCAUGGCAUAAGCUACUCUGUUUGCUUUCUAAAUGCAAUGACUAUAUUCUAACUUUGCUUGGUGCGUGCAGGGCAGAUGAGGUAGAGUAUUAAGCAGAAUAUUGGAGUAAGCUUCAUGCAUGUCUUUCGGUUACAUAUGUUUACUCAUGUUCCCAGAUCAAAAGAGUAAGCAAUGUAAAAACAUUUUUUAAUAUAAAGGCUGAGUUAGGGUGCGCAUGCGUUAAGAAUGAGCGAUUUGAGGGGGCCUGGGGAGCUCAGUGGUAAAGACGCUGGCUACCACCCCUGGAGUUCGCUAGUUCGAAUCCCAGGCCGUGCUGAGUGACUCCAGCCAGGUCUCCUAAGCAACCAAAUUGGCCCGGUUGCUAGGGAGGGUAGAGUCACAUGGGGUAACCUCCUCAUGAUCGCUAUAAUGUGGUUCGUUCUCGGUGGGGCGUGUGGUGAGUUAAGCGUGGUUGCCGCGGUGGAUGGCGUGAAGCCUCCACACGCGCUAUGUCUCCGUGGCAACGCACUCAACAAGCCACGUGAUAAGAUGCGCGGGUUGAUGAUCUCAGAUACGGAGGCAACUGGAAUUCGUACUCCGCCACCCGGACUGAGGCAAAUCACUACGCGACCACGAGGACUUAAAAGCACAUUGAAAAUUGGGCAUUCCAAAUUGGGAGAAAAAGGGGAAAAAUCCACACAAAAAAAUAACAAUUUGCCUGAUUAUUGCAUUAAGUGAUGCCAGGCUAUUGCACCUGAUGCCAACGUAUAGCAUUCAGUUCACCACAUUUAAAAUAAAUGCUAGAUGAGUCGAUUAAAAAAAGUUUAUGUGAUUUGAAAUUAAGAUGUGCCAGAUCUACUACUUACAGGGAAUAUUUGCCCAAAAGUGAGAGAGGUGUCAUCAUUUACUCACCCUCAUUUCAUUCCAAACCCAUAAGACUCUUUCUUGUGAGGAGUCUAGAAUGUGGAAGGGGACCAGAGACAGCUGUGGUCACCAUUCACUUUCACUGUAUGGAAAGGAGCUGCUUGAACAUUGUGCUAAAGUUCUUAUUUUGUCUUCCAAAGGGUAAGAUCAAUUGCAAAAAGCACUAAAAGCAAAGCAACAUAAAUUUACAUUGUGAAUAAUGCAAUACACAGUCCUCUAUGAGGAAUGAAAGAAUCCCCAGAUUUAUAGGCUUAUUAACAGGUUUUAUUGUUGCCAGUUGCUUAUGUUGUGCUGCACGUCUGAUGUGAAGCACCACUUUGCCUAUACAAAUGAAAUGCUAAUUUUAUGUAGAGAGACUAAGUCUUAAGAAAUUACUUAUCACAUACUAGUUCUAACUGCUUUCUUGAAUUAUCAAUACAUAUACUCUGCUUGAUUAAAAUUCAGUAAGCUGCUGCUGUGUCUAGAAAUAUGACGAUUUGAUGCUUUUCUUUUACUCAAAAGAGACACUUCAAACAUUCCAUUUUUCUUGCAUGACAUUCCAUGUGCAGAUGAAUGUCAGUAACUUGAUUACAGGAAAUAGUUGCACGCUCAUGUUGUUAAGUCAUACCAUUGCUCAUAUCUGUCAGUUUACAGAAAUGUACACUCCCAUUAUUUGUUUUAUUUACAACAGACUUGUAUAUACAUCAAAAAGGUCCAUUAAAUUAAAAGAACUGAAGAGAAAUAUAAUUGCAGUGUCUUUAUUUGG